CACGGAUAUUCCAUUAAAAUGUCACAAGAUUUAUCAGCAACACCAGAAACCCCUAAAGAAGAUGGCAGACCCAAGUGGGACAAUAAAUUCCAGUAUAUUUUAAGCUGUAUCGGAUUUGCCGUUGGCCUGGGGAACGUGUGGCGAUUUCCAUACUUGUGUCAGAUACAUGGAGGCGGGGCUUUCCUGAUACCAUACUUCAUCGCUCUUCUCUUUGAAGGAAUCCCACUGUUACACCUCGAGCUGGCCCUAGGGCAGUGCCUGAGGAAAGGCAGCAUUGGAGCCUGGAACACCAUUUCUCCUUACCUUGGAGGCGUUGGAGUUGGUUCAUGGAUGGUGUCGAUUCUUGUGAGCUUGUACUACAACACUGUUUUAACUUGGGUGAUGUGGUAUUUCAUAAACUCCUUCCAAGAACCUCUUCCUUGGAGUGUUUGUCCUCUAAAUGAAAACAGAACAGGAUUCAAUGAAGAAUGCUAUGAAAGCACCGCAGUAAAUUAUUUUUGGUACAGGAAAACUUUGAACAUAACACCUGAUAUUGCUGAGAGUGGCACGUUCCAGUGGUGGCUCAUUUUGUGCUUAGCAGCUUGCUGGGCAAUUGUCUAUCUCUGCACCAUCCGAGGAAUUGAAACCACAGGGAAGGCAAUUUAUGUAACAGCAAUAUUUCCAUAUCUGGUCCUGACUAUAUUCCUUAUUCAAGGACUCACUCUACCAGGAGCCACUGAAGGUCUGAUUUACCUCUUCACCCCUAAUCUGAACACUUUGAAAAAUCCUCGUGUAUGGCUUGAUGCAGCUACACAGAUUUUCUUCUCUCUCUCUUUGGCUUUUGGAGGGCUUAUUGCAUUUGCAAGCUACAAUCCAACAAAAAAUGACUGUGAAAAGGAUGCUGUGACAGUAGCAAUUGUGAACAGCAUGACAUCUCUCUAUGCUUCCAUCCCAGUCUUUUCUGUUUUGGGAUUUAAAGCAACCACAGCCUACUGGGACUGCUUGGACAGGAACAUUAUCAGUAUCAUCAAUGAAUUUGAUCUUCCGGAAGAAAGCAUCAUGCGACAGAACUAUACAUCCUGGAUUAGUUUUUUGAAUUCAUCAUAUCCAGAAAAAAUUGGUGGACUCAACCUGAAAAGCUGUGAUCUUCAAGAAUUUCUUGAUCAGAGUGUCUCAGGAACUGGCUUGGCUUUCAUCGUUUUCACUCAAGCUAUCAUCCUUAUGCCAGGCUCCCAAGCCUGGGCCAUCCUGUUUUUCAUAAUGUUGUUCAGCUUGGGCCUUUCUUCGAUGUUUGGAAACAUUGAGGGUGUCUUCACUCCUCUUCUAGAGCUUCAGAUUAUACCUAAAUCAGCACCUAAAGAGUUAUUAUCUGGUAUAAUAUGUCUAAUUAGCUUCCUCAUUGCUCUGUGUUUUACACUGCGUUCAGGGAGUUACUGGAUUGACAUUUUUGACAGAUAUGCAGGUUCAGUGCCUCUUCUAGUCAUUGCUUUCUUUGAAGUGAUUGGAGUUGUGUACAUCUAUAAAAUUAAAAGGUUCAGUGAAGAUGUGGAAUGGAUGACCGGACGAAAACUCAAUCUCUUCUGGCAGAUCACAUGGAGGUUUAUUAGCCCUCUGCUCCUGCUAAUUGUCUUCAUGGCCUUUGUUACUCUUCAGAUGCAGAAGCCACCAAGCUACACAGCCUGGAACCCUAAAUAUGAAGGUUUUCCCAUGAAAGAAGAGAAGGUCUAUCCACCUUGGGUGCAGGCCAUUUGCGUGCUGUUGGCUGCCCUUCCUUGCGUGUGUGUGCCUCUGGUAGCGCUUUUCCACCUGAUCAAACAAAAGCGCAGAAACAAGAGCCCAAGCUUCGUACCACCAGAAGGCUUCUCCUGUCAGGGAGCUAACAGCAACUCUUCUCAUCCAAAAGAAUAAAUAUUUAUUGUAUCUGUCUGUAAGCAAAAUAAGACAGCCUUUGUUAGACAUUAUUAGCUGUAAUUUAGCAUCAUCCAACCAACCUGGUAUAUACAGUUCCAAUGCUUACAGCAAUCACUACAUUCUGUAAACAACACUGUUGUGGUUCCUUUAAUUUCAGCCAAUUUCACAGCUUCACGUAUAUCUCCAUCCAGAAUUUGAACUUGGAAAGCCUAUUAA
Messenger RNA from Taeniopygia guttata (zebra finch), 2106 nucleotides. It is a transcript of the gene SLC6A18, whose product is annotated as sodium-dependent neutral amino acid transporter B(0)AT3. The record is from RefSeq and is a predicted model, not a curated record. Gene Ontology annotation, biological process: sodium ion transmembrane transport; nitrogen compound transport; amino acid transport. Gene Ontology annotation, cellular component: plasma membrane. Lineage: Eukaryota; Metazoa; Chordata; Aves; Passeriformes; Estrildidae.